Centrocercus urophasianus (Greater sage-grouse) is the source of this 4927-nucleotide messenger RNA. RefSeq names its product HemK methyltransferase family member 1 (gene HEMK1). Gene Ontology annotation, biological process: protein methylation. The transcript is spliced from 9 exons. The record is from RefSeq and is a predicted model, not a curated record. Gene Ontology annotation, molecular function: protein methyltransferase activity; nucleic acid binding. Lineage: Eukaryota; Metazoa; Chordata; Aves; Galliformes; Phasianidae. Bases 401 to 1423 code for a protein of 340 amino acids. Gene Ontology annotation, cellular component: mitochondrion.
GGGCCUCAGGUCGGUCAGCCCGCAGAGCGGCUGCGGGAGGCUCGUCCUGCGCUCUGCCGGCAGCAGUGCAGUUAAUUCCUUCGUCCUUCUUCCUGUGGCGGUGUCCCGGGCCGCGGGCCUGACUCUUUCUUCGGUUGCUCCGUGCUGCAGCGUUGCCUGCUGGGAGCCGACCCGGCCCCGCGUAUUCCGAGUUUCUCUUCCUCUGGUUUCGCGCUGUGAGCUGUUGUGAGCCUGCUGACCUUUUUCUUCUGCCCUGAGGAGCAUCUGCUAAUUGUGAUCAGGUGGUGCUUAGCCCAAGUGGCUUGUGGCUGCAUUGAGUGUUGUGUGAGUCUCUUCAUGGAUUAGAUCAGCUGACAGAAACAAGGAGCCCACGUGGAAACCAGGAGGUGACUUUGCAACAAUGAGAUGCGUCAGCCCCUCACUUUUCAGGAGGUUCUGGGGGCUUUUGCCUCAGUAUGUGUCAGUGGGACCUAGUCAAAGUCCUAACCUCAGUUCCAAACAGUCGUCUUUGAGACAGAGCUGCAGUGUAAGACCUGGGCUGCUGACUGCCCCUGAUGUGGUCAGCUACUGGCAAAAGGUGUUUGAGAAGAACGGGAUCCCUGAAGCACGAGAAUCCAGUGAAUAUAUCGUGUCAUUUGUCUUGGGAGCAAAAACAUUUCAGAGCUUGGACUCCGAAAAACUCCGCUCUCCGCUUACAGCAGUGCAGCAGGAGCAGAUCCAGCAACUGAGCUGCAAGCGACUGGAAAGAAUGCCAGUGCAAUAUGUGCUUGGUGAGUGGGACUUUCAGGACCUGAAUCUGAAGAUGAGACCUCCAGUAUUUAUUCCUCGUCCUGAAACAGAGGAUCUCAUCUCUCUGGUUGUGGAGGAAGAAUCUCGGAAAUGUGAGGCGAAGAAUUCAGAAACCUUCUUGGUUGCUGUCCCAUCUCCUGUGAUCCUGGAGAUUGGCUGUGGCUCUGGAGCAAUUGCUCUGAGUCUCCUGUGCAAGAUACCACAGAGCCGAGUGAUAGCUGUGGAUAAAGAAGAGGCUGCUGUGGAUCUCACCAGGGAGAAUGUACAUAGGCUGCAACUCCAAGACAGGAUCCACAUCCUCCACCAUAAUGUUUCAUAUGGUUCUGCCAAACAUCUGCUACCUUGGGGCCCAAUGGACUUCAUAGUCAGUAACCCUCCAUAUGUCUUCCAUGAAGACAUGGCUUCCCUGGAUGCAGAGAUCCUCUGUUUCAGUGGUGUGAAGGGAGCUGUAGUGAUGGGCAGGCCAAGGCAGUCUCAUCCUGGGCCUGUGGACUUCACUCGAGAAAGGAUGAUUCCCAGCCCUUGUGGUGACAGGGGAGAGCCUGGAAAGGAUGACUUCCUCCAGACUCAGCAGCCUAAGGGCCAGAAGCAGCCCCUGCAGCCACUCCACCCUGACAGCCCUUCAGUCUAUUGAUUCCCAAGACCUGGCACAGGGUUCAGCCCCUCCGAUGAGCCCUAUGCUGUUCACCUGGAUGGAGCAGGAGGGCCCUGCUGAGUUCCUGGAAUAGCUGUCUCUUCAAUACCAGGAAGUAGUUUUCCUGCAUCGUAGCCUGAUUUUAGACAGUGCUAUGUGAUAUAAAUUAACUUCACGUUGCUAGUCAUCCCCAAGGCUCAAUUCUUUCAAGCCUUUAUGUUAGAGAAAGUGUCUCUGCAUGAGGCCACAGGAAGUUCUGUGUAUCUCCCCAGUGAACCCCCAGGCAGUGCUUGUUUCAGCCAGAGCUGCAGCCCAGCCUGGCGUUGUACUGCAUGCAGGGCCCAGCUUGGCCCAGCAGCUGGCAGGCCCCGGCCUGGCACCAGGCAUUACCCCUGGGCCUGCACUCAACAAAUCGCCCGUCCUGCUCACCACAGGGCCAGCGGAAGGGAGCGGGCCUCUCCCUGGGGUUCAGUGGGACUUCCUGGAAGCACUGCAAGGAGCUUCCAAGAGCUGAAACAUGACACAUGGUUCUGUGCAUGUGUGUUAAGAGUCUGGCUGAAAGAUGGAGGGAGCGUGGUUCCAUGGGCCUCAAAGAGCCUCCCCCUCACAGCUCUGCCGUGCAGCGUUGGGUUGGCUGGGCUUGGAUGGGGUGUCUCAGAGACUGGACACAGGCUGGUUCUUUGCGAAGCGUGGCUUUCUGUGUGGCAUAGGGUAAGCAGGCUCUGCUGGGGUGCCGGUAGCUUGCAUUCUCUGCUUCACAAAUUAAUGCUUUACUAGGAAUUAAGGAUAUCGAGUCUGUCCUUCAGACAGCAAAGAUGAUGGAAAGGUCUUUUUUUCAUAUUUUUUUUCCACUAGCAGAAGCAUAUGCUGCUCAUCUCGUUACUGCUAAUAGCCCAGGAAUGCUGCAUCCCAGCAGCAAUGGCCCUGUGCCUCACUCAGCAGGUAACAGCCCUGUUGUGCACUUGGAUAUGGACACAUGAAGCCAGCAGCAGUACUCAUGCAAAAAUCAUGAGUUUAAGCACUAGUUUGAGAAUCCUGCAAACAGGGAAGAUAUGGAAAGUCCCCAGCUUUAAGCUUUCAAAAGGGAAGAAAAGGAGAGCCUGCAGCCCAGCUGUGUGGGGAGGGGCUCUUGGACUGCUGGAAAAGAGGGAGGUGGGCCUGGCAGCCUGGACAGCAGGGGAAUAGGGGGGCACCACUGGGAAUUAGCUUAGCAAGUUUGCUGCUGUCAAAGAGAAGCAUUGUGAAAGUGGUCAGAUCUUAACACUGAGCAUGUGAGAAGGCUGGCAUCUACUCUCGGAAACACAUGGCAGCUGAUUACCAGCCCUGUUUUUUCUUUUGUGUAUUAUGUGACUACAUUUUUCCAUUUCUUCUUGACCUCUGUUCAUUUACCUGAAUUCUUCAGCCUUUAAGCAAAGAGACUAUGAAACAGAAUAGAGUAUAUUGAAUUUAUAUUAGAGGUGGCAUAAUCUUGCAGCAACUGCUCUGGCUGCAUCCUUAAGAGCCUCUUUAGCAGGAGAAGCCUGCCCUGGCAGUGCCAUUGUGCCACAGGGCAGCUUGUGGCUGGGAAAGCCAAGGAAUGGUUGUACGUGCCCAAGGCAUUGUGAGCCCUCUGCUCACCUGGGGAAGCCACCAGUUUGGACAUUUCCUAAUACCAAGAGGCCUCGUUCUUCCUACUGUUCUGAAAUUGUGUGCAUCUUGAGUCCUGUCCUGGAGUGCUGGGAGAUUUUCUCACUGUCUCUCUGAGGAUUUUCUCCAAAUAUACCUGUUGGUUCCAAAGCAGAUUUACAGUCUUCUCUCGUGUGUAUGGAAAGAGUCCUCGCUUGGCAGAUCUUGCUAUCUAAAUAAUGCAAGAUAAAACCUCAAAAGAUAAUACACAGUACAAGUUGAUGGAAAGGUUAGUGAAAGGGCAGUUCAGGAUUGAAACAGUUUAGACAUAUUGAACUCUAUUUUCUUUCCGCUGGAAGGGCUGGAAUUGGUACUGCGGGAAGAGGGCCAUCCUUGGAGGCUUGUGGUGAGAGCAGCUCUGAGAACAGCAGAGCCCUCUGCCCCGCUGCUUCAGCGCUGCCGUCUGCUCGGCCUGCAAAGGGAAGGUCUGUGCAACAAACAAAAGGCAGCUUUGACGUCAAAACCUGGGACCGUUGCCCUGGCACUGGGAGGUGGAGCGCAGGAAGGAAUCUGCUGCUAAUAGGCUCUGGGCUGGAGUGCACUUUGGCAGAGAAACAGCUACUACCCCUUCUUUCCAGGAAUAACAUUGUUUAUUUCUAUCACUCUCUCUGGCUAAAGUUACCCUGCUCAGGUUUCGCUUCACCUGUCUCCACCAUAAAAUCAUCAGAGCCAGGAUAAUUCCAGUCUGCAGACCCCCCAUCCUUCAUUCCCUCUUCCCUGAAGAGCUGCACUGCCUACUUUUUCUGUUUCCUUGCUUUGACAAGUUUGCAACCACAGCUUUCUCUUGCUGAAGGGUUUGGUGGUACAAUUUAAUAAAUAAGCGCGUGCGUUUUGCUCUGGGUGUGCACACACGUGUAGCAUAGUGCUCCUGCCUGCCAAGGAGCACUGACCUCUGCGGCUCUGUGUGCACAGAGCUUGCUCCCAGCAGCCGGACAUAUCUCUGCCUUGCGCAAAUGGCUCUGUCCUGCAGACAAAAGCCUUAUUCUGGGAAGUUUCAAAAUGUUGCAACGCAACACAGCAACAACCUGAAGUUCAGUGGAUUUGUUACAUGGUUUUGAUUGGCUCUGGUUUUGUUAAAAAAAAAAAAAAAGGACACUAUUUUUACAUCCAUUUCAGGUUGCCAGCCUUUCUUGGGCAAACUUUAGACUGUUGAGUCAUGAACUAAACCUUUAGUAAACUGCCCUGUAUUUUCCUGCUUUAUUCAUCUUUCCUAGCCGUCCAGGUUAGGUCAGGCAAUAUUUGCCAUCUGUGCAGUGGCCCUGCUCAGCACCACUGUGUUCUGUGCAACCUUGGGGUGCUGCUUCCCAUCUUCUGCACAGGAUGACAAAGGCUUCUCAGGUUCAGCAGCAUUUGGCUGUGCACAAGCCAGGAGGAGAUGAAAGGAAUGUGAUGAGAAGCGUUGGAAAGCUUCACUCAGUAAAUCAAAUGCAAGUUUGUCUCAGUCAGAUAAGUUGUAAUCCCUGAUCACUGUUCUUCAGGUUGGCAGCAGGAAGCAGCCCAUGGAGCAGCGUUCCCAGCUCUGCACCAAGCACUGCUGCUGCUCAGACAUAGAGCUGUGGGCUCACAGCAGAUCUCAACACCUCUGAGAUUUAAGAUUAUUAAAGUGCAUUGCCACCGUUUUAUAUACCCACGUGAUGUGAAUGAGAAGUACUGAAAAUAGAUCUAAGAGGCACGACAGUAGUAAGGAUGUAAAAGGAGAGCUUUUGGCUCUUCUGAGUUUUGAUAAUUUUGAAUUAAAUUCACCACUUUAAAAUGCUCUAGUUUCUUUUUUCCAUUCAGGGUCAGUUAGUCCAGAUUCUCCCUUUUCUGACAGGAGUUCAUUUGCUAUGCUGGCAGCCA